UUUGUUUCAUUGGACAUACGAAUGUGCUGUAAUUUGACUGGAUCAUGUUUCCCAGAUGACUGAGCCAUUAUUAUAAACAAGUCCUCUUGUGGAUAAACUAAUGAGUAUCCUGUGGCAAUGUCCACACAGAGGACAUACCUGGCUGACUACUGCAGGAUAGCUUGAAGAUACUCAUUUAACAGGACAUGAACUUGAUUGACAUCCUUUGGAGGCAAGAUAUAGACCUUGGGGCAAGACGUGAAGUUUUUGAUUUUAGUCAACGACAGAAGGAGUAUGAGCUCGAAAAACAGAAGAAACUUGAAAAGGAAAGACAAGAACAGCUGCAAAAAGAGCAGGAGAAAGCCUUGCUGGCUCAGCUGGAAUUAGACGAAGAGACAGGUGAAUUUGUUCCUGUGCAGCCAGCUCAGUGCAUUCAGUCAGAAAAUACUGAGCCGCCAGUUGUUUUUUCACAGACCACAGAGCCUUCAAAACCAGAAGCAGAGGCCUUGUCCUUUGAUGACUGCAUGCAGCUCUUGGCAGAAGCAUUCCCAUUUAUAGAUGAGAAUGAGGUUUCUUCAGCUGCAUUUCAGUCAUUGGUUCCUGCUCAGAUUGAUAGCAACACAGCCUUCGUUUCCUCUGAUCAGACUCAGCCACCUGAAUCACCUGAUCUAGUUCCACCCACUGAUGCAGAGAAUAUGCAGAACAUAGAGCAAGUCUGGGAAGAAUUAUUGUCCCUUCCAGAGUUACAGUGUCUUAACAUUGAAAAUGAUAACCUGGCUGAGGUGAGCACAAUCACCAGCCCUGCAACCAAGCCAGCAGAGACACACAACAGCUGUCAUUACUGCAGCUCAUUACGUGUGAUGAAAAAGGAUGUUAACUGCGGUCCUGAUUUCCUGGAUAGUAUUGAGGGUCCCUUUUCCAGCAUUUUGCCACCAGAAGACACCAGCCAGCUGAGUGUGAACUCUUUAAAUGACACGUCCCCUUCCAACUCUGAUUUCUGUGAGGAUUUCUACACCACCUUUAUCGAUACAAAGGCGAAUGGUGACACAGCAACGACAAACACUAUCAGUCAAUCCCUUGCGGAGGUUCUGAGUGAACCUAUUGAUCUUUCUUACUUCUCACUGUGUAAAGCUUUUAAUGGCAACCUCUCAGGGACCGGACCAGAAUGUAAUGACUCUGACUCUGGUAUUUCACUGAAUGCAAGUUCUAGUAUAGCAUCGCCUGAACACUCUGUGGAAUCAUCUGCCUAUGGAGAUAAGACUUUGGGUUGUAGUGAUUCUGAAAUGGAAGACAUGGAUAGUGCUCCUGGAAGUGUGCUGCAGAGCAAUACUAGUGUGCACUCUAUGCAAUUCCAGGAUCAAGUGUUUUCUUCCAUGGGGCCAAACACUCAAACACCAAGUUUGCCAUGUACAAAGACACCAAAGAAAGAACCCCCUGCUGCUCCCGGCUACCCCGAAGCUCCAUUCACAAAGGAUAAACCUUCAAGCCGCCUUGAAGCUCAUCUCACAAGAGAUGAGCAAAGAGCAAAAGCUCUGCAGAUCCCUUUUCCUGUUGAAAAAAUUAUCAAUCUCCCUGUUGAGGACUUCAAUGAAAUGAUGUCUAAGGAGCAGUUCAAUGAAGCCCAGCUCACACUUAUUCGAGAUAUACGGAGGAGAGGCAAGAACAAAGUGGCUGCUCAAAAUUGCCGUAAAAGAAAACUGGAAAAUAUAGUGGAACUGACACAAGACUUGACUCACCUAAAAGAUGAGAAAGAGAAAUUGCUUAAGGAAAAAGGAGAGCAUGACAGGAGCCUCCGCCAAAUAAAAAAGCAACUAACCACCUUAUACCUCGAGGUCUUCAGCAUGCUACGUGAUGAGGACGGAAAGCCUUACUCUCCUAGUGAAUAUUCACUGCAGCAAACUACAGAUGGUAAUGUCUUUCUUGUUCCUAAGAGCAAGAAGUCAGGGACUAAACUUUGAAGGGCAGUACAGCUGGCUACUGUUCUUUACUAUUUUUGUAUCAUUAUCCUGAUAGUUUUUACUGUGAGGUGGAAUGCAGAAUUAGGUAAUAUUUUUCAAGUCUAUGCAAUGAUAAUUUUAAAGUUGUUAAUUAGUUUAUGGAAGAUGCAAGUGGAAAAUUAAUAGUGUAAUGCAGAUGGAUGUAUGCAAAAUUUGUAAUCUCACUUUUAUAACAGAUGUUUUCUUCUUAUAGCACCACUUUGACUAGUUUCCGUAUAUAUGUAAAUAUUUAAAGAUGCCAUAUUUAUAUACUGUUCCUAUCUAUUGUUAUAUUCAUAGAUUUAUUUGAUAUAUAUAUAUAUAAAUGAUUUUAGCCUUCUAAAUAUAAUUUCUUGCAAGACAAACAGGUUGGCUUCUGAUACUUUUUUAUAAAUAUGCAAUAGUAUGUUUCCCAUUUUUCUUACACAUUUAUACUUGCUUUAUAUUUAAUAUAUUAUUUCAAUUUAGUAUAAAAGUUGACAGUGUUUGAUUUUGCUUUAUCAGUUCAUUAAACUUUUUAAACUCUACUUCAUGCAUGUUUAUUUCCCUAAAGAAGAGAAAUCCUCACUAGUUUUCCAAGGCUAAGCCUUCAUGUAACAGAUAUGCACAAUAACCAAUUGCACAGCCUUGUCAGCAUUACUAAUGCUUCAUUCAGCGUAAUUUAAACUGUCAUUUGGAAAGAUCACGUAGCACAAAGUUUCAAGUCUCUGCUAAGUUUACAUUUUUGUUUUGCUCUUUGAACACUACUUAAACUUGUGAGAUCUUCCCUCCAAAGGCAUUUAAAAUCAGUUAAGACAUUGUCAGCAUUAUGCCUUUUUCCAACUAAAAUUUCUGUACAUUUUAGAGUAAUUCUUCUAGAAAUACACUCUUGUGUCUCCGAUCAACAAGCAUCACUUGUCCCUGCUGUUACUUUGGUGCUUAAGGAAAACAGCAUACUAGCUGCCAGCCAACUGCACUGUUUGGAAUCAAUGCUCAAUGAAUUGAAAAGUGUUGUGGAGUUUAAAUUAUGAUUUAUAAAAGAAUAAAAAUUGGGCAAACAAAUAGCAUUGUUUUGUUUACUCUUGAAAGGAACUCACUGCACAUAAUCAUUGUGGAUUUUUUCAGUACAAAAAAUGCAUGAUUUGUAAGACACAUUGUUUGUGAACAUUAAAAACCAUAUCUUCUUA
Molecule: messenger RNA, 3121 nt
Organism: Lepidothrix coronata (blue-crowned manakin)
Lineage: Eukaryota; Metazoa; Chordata; Aves; Passeriformes; Pipridae
Gene: NFE2L2
Product: nuclear factor, erythroid 2 like 2
Exons: 5
Coding region: 186-1937 (583 amino acids)
Biological process (GO): cellular response to oxidative stress; regulation of transcription by RNA polymerase II
Cellular component (GO): nucleus
Molecular function (GO): DNA-binding transcription factor activity, RNA polymerase II-specific; RNA polymerase II cis-regulatory region sequence-specific DNA binding
Source: RefSeq, a predicted model, not a curated record